This is a messenger RNA of Camelina sativa (false flax), 1794 nucleotides long. RefSeq lists its product as uncharacterized. Gene Ontology annotation, molecular function: nucleic acid binding; zinc ion binding. The record is from RefSeq and is a predicted model, not a curated record. NCBI's taxonomy places the organism in Eukaryota, Viridiplantae, Streptophyta, Magnoliopsida, Brassicales, Brassicaceae.
AUGGGUCAGUCUUGUCAAAACCCCCUCCAGGAUGCUACGGAAAAAGGCACACCAUAUAUUCUUCCUUCUGGGGAAGUUUGCGUUAAAAUCCCAAACUCAGUAAUAGAGAGUAACAGGAAGUCAUGGGAUUUUUUUGUGCUGGGGCAAUUCUACUCAGACCCCCCAUCUAAAGGUACCCUUCACAACAUUGUAAACGGAAUCUGGAGUAAGCAUUACAAAGAUAUCUCAGUUUCAAAACUAGAUGGGAACGCUUUCCUCUUUCGCAUACCAAAUGCUUCCACCAGAAAUCACGUAAUUGCUCAACGACUAUGGCAGAUUGAAGGGCAAACUAUGUUUGUAACUAAAUGGGAACCUGGAGUUAUCCCUAAGAAGCCGGAGCUAUCUUCUGCACCCAUUUGGCUAGAACUACAAAAUGUCCCUCUGCAAUUCUUCAACGAGGAAGGCCUCGAGUAUGUAGCUGGGCUAGUAGGAGAACCGAAAUUUUUACACCCAUCCACUGCAAACAAAACAAAUCUUGAGGUAGCUAGGGUGUUCACCAUCAUUGACCCCGGCAAGCCAUUGCCCGAGGCAGUCAAUGUUCAAUUUGCUUCUGGUGAAAUAGCCCGUGUUCUGGUAUCUAGCCCAAGGAUGCCACCAGUAUGCUCUCACUGCAAAGGUAUUGGGAACACUAUCAAGCGUUGUUCAUCAGCUCCAAUAACCUGUCCUACUUGCAAGUCCACUACGCAUUCCCCCGAAUCUUGUCCAAGGCUAAAGGAACCAAAUGCAAAACGUAGGCAACAAAAGAAGCAUCCCAAACCUCAACCAAAUCAAGGUACUCCUUUGCCUGGUCAAGGUGCGAAGAUGGGCGAGCCAAGUGGUUUAUCGGUUCAGAGCAAGGUCACUAAUACACACUCCUCCGAUGGUACGGUAUCUGAAGUUGAAGCAGACUCGUCAGAUACCUUCUCCUCAGAUAGUGGCGGAGCGUGUGGCGAUGAGUAUGAUGAGAAGUUUCAAGUUGCUCUCUCCAAGAGGAAACGUAAGGUUCACCAUAGAAGCGGGUUUAAAAAAUGGAUUAGGGGAACUAAAUCCCUUUUUGGUGGUCUUAUUGAGACUCAUGUCAAGCAGGAGAAGAUGAAGAAAUUUGUAAAUAAUCUUCUACCUGGCUGGUGUUUUGAUGAAAACUAUGGCUUUUCGGAUUUGGGGAAAAUAUGGAUCAUGUGGGAUCCUAGCGUUCAGGUGGUGGUGUUAUCAAAAUCUUUACAGAUGGUUACGUCUGAAGUUCUGUUGCCGGAGGCGAAAGAUAAAAUCAUCGUCUCUAUCAUCUAUGCUUCAAAUGAUGAGGGACAAAGAAAGGAGCUUUGGGCCGAACUGGUCUCGAUUACAAAUUCCCAGCUUAUGCUAAACAAACCAUGGAUUGUUCUAGGUGAUUUCAACCAAACUCUCAACCCAGACGAACACUCUUCGCCUGCCACUCUAAAUGUUGACCCAAAAACUAGAGACUUCAGAGAUUGCUUGUUGGAAGCGGAUCUAUCUGACAUGACUUUCAAAGGAAGUACUUUCACUUGGUGGAACAAGUCAAAGACAAGAUUAAUUGCUAAGAAGCUGGACAGAGUUCUGGUUAAUUCCCACUGGUUUACAGUCUACCCUGCUUCAUUUGCCGUUUUUGGAGAACCAGGCUUCUCGGAUCAUGCAUCAUGUGGAGUUACUUUGGACACUGGUACAAUCAAAGAGAAACGUCCUUUUUCAGUUCUUCAACUUCCUCCUUCAAAACCAAUUCUUUCUUCCGCUUGUGGCGGACAGUUGGUUUUCCUAUAA